AUGUCGGAUGAUCGCAUAACAUCCACUUUUGAUGGGAAAAUUAUAUUUUUGACAGGUGGCACGGGGUUCGUCGGAAAAGUUUUGAUCGAAAAACUUCUCAGAUGCAUGCCCAAUUUGAGUGGAAUUUGGAUGCUUGUUCGAGCAAAAAAGGGCGUUAAUCCUCAAGAACGGAUUCCAAAUUUUUUUCAAUCUCCCUUAUUCGAUGUUGUCAAAAAGGAACGUGGAUUGGAUUACAUGAUGAAAAAAGUGCGCGUAAUUCCUGGAGAUUGCUCUUUACUCGAGCUGGGAAUGUCCAAGGCGGAUCGUGAGCUCGUCGCUAAUAACGUAAAUAUCAUCUAUCAUUGUGCUGCGACGAUUCGUUUUGAUGAGCCCUUGAAGCGAGCUGCUCUUCUGAAUACUCGAGGCACGAAAUUGAUGAUCGACCUGGCAAAAGAGUGCAAAAAAUUAGAUUUUUUUGGUUACAUGGGAACGGCUUAUUGUCACCUGAAUGAGAAAUUGUUGCUGGAAAAGGAGUAUCCGCCACCAACUGACCCGUAUAAACUCAUUGCUAAUUGUGAGUUGUUAGAAGAUGACGUUAUUGAGAAAAAUACGCCGAAAAUGUUGGGAAAAUAUCCCAAUUCGUACGUUUUUACGAAAUCUUGUUCCGAAUCUAUCGUAGUUGAGUCCAUGAAAGACCUUCCGAUUGUUAUUUACCGAUUGUCACUGCUGAUUUCUUGUUGGAAAGAGCCGAUUCCUGGAUGGACAGAUAACAUCAAUGGACCCGUUGGAAUGGUAGUUUUAACUGGAAAAGGUGUUCUUCGGACAGUGCAUUGCGAUCCACAUGGAUAUAUGAACAUGUAUGCGGUCGAUCUGGCUGUUAACGGUAUCAUCACGAGUACUUGGAACUUUGUUGCUAAUAAGGAUCACUCAAAACGCAUUUGGAAUAUAGUAAAUGCUCCAGAAAAUAAUUGGACAUGGACAGAACUUUUACCAAUGGCACUGAAAAUACUGUUGAAACAACUUCCUUUGAGCGGCGCCAUCUGGUAUCCUCAUAUCUCGUUGACAAACUCCCGAACGCAAUUCGAGAUUGAAAAUUUAUUGUUUCACAUGGUUCCAGCAUAUGUCCUAGAUUCCAUCCUACAAGUUUUGGGAUAUCGUCCAAUAUUAGAACAUGCCCAUAAGCUGAAUCAAGCGUUCCAGUACUUUUUAACCCGCUCCUGGGAUUUUGACAAUACAAAUCUCCGAUCCUUGGAAGCUAAAUUAACUGUAGCAGAACGGGAAAAAUUCAAAAUGAGCCAUAAAAAAGCCGAAUUUGAGGGAUAUUUUUACAAUUGUAUUCGAGCAGGGCGUUUUUACGUCUUGAAAGAAACGGAUGAUACGAUUUCAAGUGCAAGGAGACACCUGAAGAUCAUGUGGUUUGCCGACAAGUUCUGCAAAACAACUUUCAUGAUGUUCAUCAUUUACUUCAUCGGAGGAUUGAUGAUGCGAAUGGUGUUUGGAUACUCGUGGAGUGAUUGA
Molecule: messenger RNA, 1497 nt
Organism: Culicoides brevitarsis
Lineage: Eukaryota; Metazoa; Arthropoda; Insecta; Diptera; Ceratopogonidae
Product: putative fatty acyl-CoA reductase CG8306
Exons: 7
Coding region: 1-1497 (498 amino acids)
Biological process (GO): long-chain fatty-acyl-CoA metabolic process
Cellular component (GO): peroxisome
Molecular function (GO): alcohol-forming very long-chain fatty acyl-CoA reductase (NADP+) activity
Source: RefSeq, a predicted model, not a curated record